AUGAACGCAUCUGAAUCUUUCGAAUUCUCUAGUCAUUGUCGUGCUAUGUUUAAAGCAGCAGUCUUACUUUCUCAACAAUAUAAUAUAAAAAUUGACGGACAAUUCAUAGAAUGGCAAGUAGCACAAACUAAUGAAAAAGCAAUAAAUGCUAUCAGUAGUACAUGUCAAGCGGCAUCUGCUUCCAACAUUGUUGGUAUUGUGGGUCCAGUAUUGUCAAGAGAAACUCCUAUUAUUGCUGAGUUUGGUGAAAGAGUUGGUAUACCUGUUAUAUCAUAUGCUGCAACAGAUCCUGAUUUAUCUGAUCGAAAUGCUUAUCCUGCUUUUUAUCGUACAGUUCCUUCAGACAAUGCGACUGCAACAGCAAUUGUAAAACUAUUUCUUCGAUUUAAUUGGACUUCAUGCAUAAUUAUUUAUCAAAAUGAUGCAUAUGGAUCUGGUGGUGAAAAAGCAUUAACUAAAGAAUUUAUGAAUAAUGGUUUGACAGUUGUGGAUACAUUAGUAUUUGAUAUAGCAACGCUUCGUAUACGAAAUAAUAUGAAAAAUGUUUUAACUAGUAGCUCAACACGAAUUGUUGUAGUAUGGGCUGGAUCACGUUAUACAUCUAUAAUUUUACAAAAUGCAUUUGAUUCUGAUGUACUUGGUCCACACUUCACAUGGAUAUUAAGUUCAAGUGUUUCAUUAAACUCGUCUAAUGAAACAUUUCAUCAAAAAACAAUUGGAAUACUAACGGUUGAACCUAUAUCAGGAAAUUUUGUUCAUGCAUCAAUUAAUACAACAUUAUUGAAUGCAGCCUAUAAUAUUUGGAAACAAUAUGAACCUGAAACAUUCCCUAAGUCAGGAAAAGUAGAUGAUUUUGCAUUAUUUGCAUUUGAUGCAACUUGGUUAUUGAUUCAAUCAUUGCAAGAAUUUUGUUUAAAAACUACUAAUAAUUCUUCGUCAUGUAUAUCAUUUGUUAAUUCUUCAUUCUGUUUUGAUCGUCAUUUUCUCAACUCCGAAUCACUUUUUGAUACAAUUAAUAAUAUGACAUUUCUUGGUGUUUCUGGUCCGAUUCAAUUUAAUCGUAAUGUAACAGAUCGAAUAGAUGGUAGUUUUUAUUAUGCACAAAACUCUCGAAAUUUUUCAAAUAGACUGAGUUUUGUACCAGUAUUGAAAUAUUCUAAUCGUGAUGGUUGGCAAGAAUAUUCAAAAGCCAAUGUAAUUAUCUGGUCAGGUAGUUCGUUAGUACCUCCUACUGGUGGUGCAAAACUUGAUGGUGUGAAAUUACGAAUUGGUGUAGUUCACGCAGUUCCAUUUACAAUGAUCAAUACCGUAAUAGAUGAAUUUGGUCAGAAUACAACAAAAUUAAUUGGUUAUAUACCUGAUCUUAUUGAUCUUUUACAAAAGAAGAUGAAAUUUAUUCCAAAUAUUGAAUUAAUACCAUUGAAUCGAACUUAUGCUUCAUUAGGACAACUAGUAGAAGAUCGUAUGUAUGACAUAAUAGUAGGUGAUGUGACAAUUACUGCGACAAGAAGAGGAAAGAUUGGUUUUUCAAAUUCAAUAUUUGAUGAUUCUUUACGUCUUAUUAUACGAAAAAGUCCCGACGUUGAUAUCGUUCCCUUUACAUUCAUGAAACCAUUCUCACUGAGGCUCUGGUUAUUGAUCUUGUGUACUGUUAUUUUAACUAGUAUUUUAAUCUGUCUAAUAGAGAGAAAAAACAAUCGAAUACUAAAAAAAAAACGAAUAAUUGGUUUAUGUGCAAUGAGUGUUUGGUAUACUUUUGGUAAUCUUGUAGGAUACGGUGCAGGUCGUCUUCAUCCUAAAACACCUGCUGGACGUUUAUUAACUGCUGGUUUAUAUAUCUUAUGUUUAGUAUUAGUUGCAUCAUACACUGCAAACUUAGCAUCUGAUCUAACAAUAUCAAAAUCGAAGAAUAUUAUUUCUGGAAUUGAUGAUAUUAAAAGUGGUAAAAUAUCCUCCAAUCGUAUUGGUAUUCGUGUAGGUACAGCUAUGGAAGAAUAUUACUUAAGAGAAAUCUCUAAUGGUAAUCGAAAUUAUUAUCCAUUAAAAUCUCAGCAAGAUAUAUAUGAUAGUUUAUUAAAUAAUAUAAUCGAUGUAUCUAUUCAUGAUGCGGGGGCUGCAGAAUAUGUAAUUAAUAACGUAUAUUGUAAUUUAACAUUGGUUGGUGAAGGUUUUGAUAAAAGUGUAUUUGGUAUUAUAACACCUAAACAAUGGUUAUAUGGACAAGACUUAGAUGUUAAUAUAUUAUCAUUAAGAGAAACAGGUAGUCUUGAUAAUUUAAGAAGAAAAUGGUUUCAAAUAAAGAAAUGUUCUGAUUCAUCAUCAAUUUCUACUGCAAUUGAUAUUGAAGCAUUGAUCGGAUUGUUUAUACUCUUUGGAGGGUUUUGUAUUCUAUCAUUAUUUUUAUUUGUAUGCAACAAACUGAAAGACUUCUGCAAAAUUUCUAAACAGUUUCAAAAUGAUGACGUAUCGUUAUCUGAAAUCUUGUGUUAUUAA
Rotaria sp. Silwood1 is the source of this 2493-nucleotide messenger RNA. NCBI's taxonomy places the organism in Eukaryota, Metazoa, Rotifera, Eurotatoria, Philodinida, Philodinidae. The record is from the annotation of a GenBank genome assembly.